AUGAUGUCUUGUAAUAACUCUCUUCUUAAAAGUGAAGGUGCGAUUUCUACCUUUGAAGUUGUUGAAUAUGUUGCCAUUGGAGACCACUUAAUAGAAAAGACAUUUUUUGUUUAUUUCAAUAACAAUGAAUUGGAAGUGAAGUGCACAUGUGCAUUGUUUGAAGCAAGAAGCAUCUUAUGUAGGCAUUCACUUUCCGUGUUACGGACAAAGAAAGUGACAACUUUGCCACAAAGAUAUGUUCUUGACAGAUGGAGGAAGGAUAUUAAGCAAGAGUACUCAAAGAUUAAGAGUAGUUAUAACGCCAUUGGUGAUAAUCCACAUGCCCAAAUACAUGACAAAGUGAGAAACAAUUUUCAAGAGUUACUGUUGCUCACAUCAGUAAACACGGAGGAACGUUGCAUGGAACUAAUGAAAAGAAUUGAUCAGUUAAAGGAGUUGUGGCGUUGCGAAAAUCAAUCUUCUGGCAUUCCAGCUACUGUCUCAUCUUCUAACUGUAAAAAUGUGCUUAGUCCUGUGAAGUUUACAUGUAAAGGGAGGCCACGAACAAAGAGAAAGGUGUCUGUUAUAGAAACAGUGGUGAAGAAAUCCAAAGUAUCGAGCAAGCCACCAAGAGACAACAAUGCUAAAACGAAGAGACGAAAAAAUCAAGCCUCCAAAUCAACGAAAAAUCAAGACAACACUAGUCAAUCUCUAUUGCCUUCUGUGCCUUCUGCAGCUCACGAUCAUAGUACUCAGGAUUCCUUCACUUCGUCAUCGACAGUUGCUCACCCCUUCAGUGGUCACCAUGAUUCUAUUCUUUCUCAGCUUGGUAUUAAUCCAAUCCAACAGCUGGGAGAGGUUCUUAGGCAGCAAGAAGAUGAGCUGUGGGGAGGUGAGCUGGGCAUGACGUGCGUGAAAGAGGGUCUACACUUGGCCUUGGUUCAAUGGCUGUGA
Molecule: messenger RNA, 933 nt
Organism: Alnus glutinosa
Lineage: Eukaryota; Viridiplantae; Streptophyta; Magnoliopsida; Fagales; Betulaceae
Product: protein FAR1-RELATED SEQUENCE 2-like
Exons: 4
Coding region: 1-933 (310 amino acids)
Molecular function (GO): zinc ion binding
Source: RefSeq, a predicted model, not a curated record